Molecule: messenger RNA, 2590 nt
Organism: Durio zibethinus
Lineage: Eukaryota; Viridiplantae; Streptophyta; Magnoliopsida; Malvales; Malvaceae
Biological process (GO): regulation of DNA-templated transcription
Molecular function (GO): DNA-binding transcription factor activity
Source: RefSeq, a predicted model, not a curated record
AUGAGGAAUUGGCGUGGGUAAUGUGUAAUAAUAGUAUUUUAUAGGGGUUAAAAAGAUAAAAAAAAGUUUCGCACUUUUUUCAGAUUUUAUUUUCAAUCCACCCCCUGAUUCCUGCCUCCAUGCUUCAACGCAGAGAGAGAGAGAGGGAUAGAAAACAGAGAAAUAGAGAAGAGGGCUUCAUAACAAGAGAAACUGAAAACACGAGCAAAAAAAAGAAAAAAACCCUAGGAAAUUGUGAGCUUCCGAUUUGGAAGCAUUGAAGCAUUGCAUUUUGAGAUCUCAAUCCUUCAAUCCCCGAAAGGAACAGUUUGUCCUUGGCCAUGGCGAAUUCCAAGGGGUCAACAAACAUAAGAAAUUUGAUGUUCUCUGGAAAGCAUGCUUCACUUCCUCCAAAAAGUCCAUUUCCUACAGUCUCUCCAACAUGUACUGAUUAUGUCCCCAACAAUGUAAUUGGAUCAAAAGCAGUUCAAAAGCCUAGAGAGGGAAAUCCACACCACCUGCGCACCUCCUCUGAAAGCCUUUUGAUAGAGGAGCAACCCUCUUGGCUUGAUGAUCUCCUUAAUGAGCCUGAGACUCCUGUGCGAAGAGGAGGUCAUCGACGUUCAUCGAGUGACUCUUUUGCAUACAUUGAUGUAUCUAACGCUCCUAAGCUAGAUUAUGCAGCUCAGGAUGAGUACAGAUAUAAAAAUAUGAUUUCUGCACCUUCUUGGGCAUCUCAGGAAUUUGAUUAUCACAGUCACAAAGAUGCUCGGCUUGCCUCUUUCUACACUGAUGUGAACUUGGUAAAGCAAAAGAAUAGGGCAUGGGAUUCACCUUUGAAUGCUAUGACUCAUCCAAGCGGGCUUCCUUCUCUCAGAGAAAACACCAUUCUUCCAGGUUUAGGAUCAUCAUGUGCACUGCAAGAAGUAGAGGGUGCUCCAUCAACAGCAAGCGAAAAACAAGACUCUGCUGAAUCUACCCCUCUUGAUACAAAAGCUUCUUGUGAGAAAAAGGAUAAUCCUCACGCCAAGUCUUCUGCAUCUGACAGUGAUACAAAACGUGCCAAGCAGCAGUUUGCUCAACGCUCAAGGGUGCGCAAACUUCAGUACAUAGCUGAGCUGGAAAGGAAUGUGCAAGCUUUGCAGGCAGAAGGGUCUGAAGUUUCAGCUGAGCUUGAAUUUCUCAACCAGCAGAAUCUUAUUCUUAGCAUGGAGAACAAAGCUCUCAAGCAACGUUUAGAGAGUUUAGCUCAGGAGCAGGUUAUCAAAUAUUUUGAGCAGGAAGUAUUGGAGAGGGAGAUUGGUAGGCUACGAGUCUUGUACCAACAGCAGCAAAAUCAACAGCAACAACAACAGCAGCAGCCAUCAUCUAGCCAUCGACGCACUAGCAGUAGAGAUCUUGAUUCCCAAUUCACAAACCUCUCUCUGAAACAUAAGGAUGCCAGUUCUGGUCAUGACCCUGUAAGGUUGUAACUGGUCCACUCUGCAUUUUUAUAUUUAAUGUAGCCAGAGCUCUUUCAUGCCACUAGUUCGACUGGUGCCGCCAUGCUGACCAAAUUUGUUUCCCUUGCGUGGGAUAAAGCUGAGUUCAUCCAGUCUUGGUGCCCUUCCCUCUGCCUGAUCUUUCUCUUUAUCUCUUACCUUUUUUUCCUUCCAACCAAUUAAUAUCUUCAUGUGCACCUGGUAGUCAUUGCCAGAAAAUUGUAUUUCAGGCAUGUGAUUCACCUGAGGUGGUAAAAGAUAAGAACAGGUACCGCAUUUCACUCUCUUCUGUCUUUUCAUCAGUGGUUAUGAUUCAGAAAUUUUAUAUGCUCCAUUUUCUCUACAUUUCGGGUAUCCACCUAAUGGAUUCCACCUCAGUGCACAGAUCUUUAGGCUGUUUGGAUGUGCAUUGUUUAUAAUGCAUAAUGGUCGAAAAAUAUUUCUUGUAAAAUGUUUCUAACAAAAUCCAUGUUUUCCUUCUGGGUUCUGUUGGUUACAUAAUUUGCCUGGUUUUCUCCUUCAGCUUGAAGAUAGUUUGGUUUGUGCAGGUUUGCAAUCAAGGAAAUGCCCUCGCACUAUUAUUUUUUAAUCCAUCCUCCCCGGCUCCCCUCUUUCCCAUUGGUAUUAUCCGGGAUGUAUUUAUUAGUUUUCCUAUUAAAAAAAGCAGUUGUUGAAAUAAGUUGCAACUACCAUAAUUGCUAAGUCUCUCGAUCUAGUUUCAAUCUUUAAUUUUUUUGGUAAUUGAGACUAUCAGAAUUUGAAACUUAUUAUUGAAAUUAGGAGAUCAACAUUUUCUCACCGGACUACAAAACUGUUGGCAGUUUGUUGAAAGAUUUAAUUAAGUUGCAAUUUAUUUUUAUGAACUUGAGCUGAUUUUAACAUCGCUGUCGAAAAAAACCUUCCUGAAAUGCAAUUUCUUAACAGCUCAUUUAAAUUUCUUCAUUUGAUCUUAAUGCUCCCGAACAGCCAGUGUUAUUUCCUUAUUUGUCCGCAUUACUCAAUAUUUUUGGCGAGUUAAUGUGAGUUGAAAGAGAAGUACGUGUGAAAGAUGCUACUGCAUCCAGGCUGGCAAGUGGUUACCUCACAAACGUUACUGAGCUAUAAGGACGUGAACCAGCGAUAAAGCCAUC